This is a messenger RNA of Folsomia candida, 2872 nucleotides long. It is a transcript of the gene Naprt, whose product is annotated as nicotinate phosphoribosyltransferase. Gene Ontology annotation, molecular function: nicotinate phosphoribosyltransferase activity. The record is from RefSeq and is a predicted model, not a curated record. Gene Ontology annotation, biological process: NAD+ biosynthetic process. The transcript is spliced from 17 exons. The coding region runs from base 346 to 2010 and encodes 554 amino acids. Lineage: Eukaryota; Metazoa; Arthropoda; Collembola; Entomobryomorpha; Isotomidae.
UCCCCAACGUUAUUCUGUUUUGUUGACAAAAUUUGGCUGCAAGACUAAAUGUGAAAUGGGCAGCCUUUAUUUUCGUUAAAUUAAUUUUAAAAUUAGUGUGGAAAAUGCGGUGAGGAGCUAGUGUAGUAAGCGUAGUUCUACUACUGCUGAAAUUAUUAAACAGUAGUACAGAAUGAAUGUAGCCAACAAAACACCUUUGUUUUUAGUGUUAAUGAAGUAUUUGCGGAUGGAUAAAAUAAAAGUGCAAUUUCUUUGCAAAAAAGAAACCUAAUUCGGCUCGGUCUCUUCAGCCGGACCUCGCCAUUGUCACGGGGUAAUUGCAAGUCACCCUAAAGUUGCAGAAAAAUGAACGAGAAUGGGGCUGACGGUUUUCCUGCCAGGAGAAACAGCCAUCGUCAGAAUGGAGUUAUACAGCCACUUCUUACUGAUUUGUAUCAAAUAACAAUGGCCUAUGCAUAUUGGAGGGCUGGCAAAAUACAUGACACUGCCACAUUUGACCUGUUCUUCAGAAAGAAUCCCUUUAGUGGAGAAUUUACAAUCUUUGCUGGCUUGGAGGAAGUCUUGAAGUUCUUGGAAAAUUUCCACUAUUCGGAUAGUGAUAUUCUGUACUUGAAAGAGACCUUGCCAUCCGUUGAUCCAGCAUUUUUUGACUUUUUGGCAAAUCUAACUGCUGAUGACAUUAUUCUCCAUGCAGCGGACGAAGGCUCUGUUGUCUUUCCUCGUGUACCUUUAUUGAGGGUUGAAGGCCCUUUAAUUGUGGCUCAGCUAUUGGAAACAACUUUACUGACUUUAGUCAAUUAUGCUAGUCUCGUUGCAACAAAUGCUGCUCGAUAUCGUCUUGCAUCAGGUGUCAAUGUUCAGUUGUUGGAGUUUGGCCUUAGAAGAGCACAGGGACCUGAUGGUGGCCUAUCUGCAUCAAAAUAUGCAUAUUUAGGAGGGUUUGAUGGAACAAGCAACGUCUUGGCUGGAAAACUUUAUCAAAUUCCAGUAAAAGGCACUCAUGCUCACGCGUAUAUCUCAAGUUUCUCAAAUUGCAAAGAAUUAACACAGAGGACGAUUAAGCACAAGGAAACGGGAGAAGAAAUUGAUUUCGUUGAUCUCUGCAAUGAGUGGAAAGAUAAACUUACACCGUUCUUAAAAUUCCUCAGAGUUUUGAAAGAGGAGUCGUCUGAUGGAGAAUUGGCUGCCUUUGCAUCUUAUGCAUUGGCUUUUCCGGACUCAUUUGUGGCGUUGGUCGACACAUAUGAUACCUGUCGAAGUGGACUCUUGAACUUUUGUGCAGUGGCUAUGGCACUCCAUCAAAUGGGUUACUCCCCAAAUGGUAUUCGUAUUGACAGUGGAGAUUUGGCAUAUCUUUCGAAAACAGCCCGAGCUACCUUCGAACGGAUUGCUGCACACUAUGAAUUAGAGUGGUUUAAAAACCUUACCAUCGUUGCAUCGAAUGACAUUAAUGAGGAGACAAUUUGGUCGCUUAACGAACAGGGUCAUGAAAUUAAUUGCUUCGGCAUUGGUACUCAUUUGGUAACCUGUCAGAGACAACCUGCCUUGGGGUGCGUGUAUAAGCUAGUAGAGAUCAAUACAAUGCCCAAGAUAAAAUUGAGCGAAGACAUGGAAAAAGUGACAAUGCCUGGUAAAAAAGACGUAUACAGGUUAUAUGGAGCGGACGGGCAUGCAUUGGUUGACCUCUUGUUGCAAGUUGGCGAAGAACCUCCAGAACCUGGGUCAAAAAUAUUAUGUCGGCACGCAUUUCACGAGUCAAAGCGAGCCUACGUUAGUCCAGCCAAAGUAGAGUGCUUGUACAAGGUCUUUUGGAAGGAUGGCAAAAUUUGCGAGCCACUGCCUCAUCUCAAAAAUAGCAGACAACGAGUUGCUGACUCACUCAAAACAAUCCGACAAGAUCAUAAGCGAAAUUUGAACCCUACGCCGUACAAGGUUUCGGUGAGCGACCGGCUCUACCACUUCAUUCAUGAUUUGUGGCUCCAAAACGCUCCUAUCGGGUUGCUCUCUUGACAUUGUGAAGAAAAUAAUUUUUUAAACACGUUAUACUAGCGAAGCAGUAGAACAUUUAGUUUAACGUGAAAUUAGCAGUGACAGGAGACAACGGAAUGACGAAUAUUUUUCACCACUCACUAAUGGAAAUUGAAAAGGGAACACGACCAGGAUUCGACUUAAAAACAAACUCCACUUUAGGUAGCAGAAUGAUACCGAAUUUUUGGAGAGUUGGUUUAUAAACAGAAAUUGAAAGAGAUCAAAGAAAUUGUAAUUAGCAUUCAACCUUCACCUUCAUGAUCAUUUAUUUUGUUAAGUUAGUAUGUACAGUUAGUAAUAGCUUUACAUAGCAAUAGCUAGUUGCAUUUAUAUUUUUGGUAUUUGCAAAGAGUUGGAAUAUUUUCGUAAAAUAUUUACUUGUACUUCACAACUUCACCAACAUCCUGGUACAAUAAUAAUAUAAUUAAUAAUUAUAAUAUAUAUCAGUCAGUCUUGGUUUCCACUGGACGCAUCGACAUAGUGGUUGUCAUAAUCUGUUAGCAAUCCUUUCGACAAUACACAUACAUAUUUUCGACAUGGCUAUUUCAUUAAGGGCUCAUCCUUUACAGGAAAGAAUGCUUAGUCAAAUAAUAGUAAUAUAUGUAGCACUGGUCACUAUUAUCUGGUCUACGUGGCAUAACGAUAUGUCAUUCUAUCUGUGAAAACUUAUAGUACACCAGAUUUAACAUCAAUUUUGAAUUCGGCGUGCUGUUUUCGCCCAAUUAUUUUGAGAAGACGUCCAGUGUAGCAUAGAGAAUGAUAAAAAAAAGUAAUAGCAGAAUAAUAAUAUGCAAUAUAUACAGUAAACAUUUGAGUCAAUAAAUUAAAUCGUUAAAGACAAAAA